Emericellopsis cladophorae is the source of this 2115-nucleotide messenger RNA. Its product is annotated as SWI/SNF chromatin-remodeling complex subunit-like protein. The transcript has 2 exons. Gene Ontology annotation, cellular component: nucleus; nuclear chromosome; SWI/SNF complex. The record is from RefSeq and is a predicted model, not a curated record. Bases 1 to 2115 code for a protein of 704 amino acids. Lineage: Eukaryota; Fungi; Ascomycota; Sordariomycetes; Hypocreales; Bionectriaceae. Gene Ontology annotation, biological process: regulation of transcription by RNA polymerase II; chromatin remodeling. Gene Ontology annotation, molecular function: transcription coregulator activity.
AUGGCCGAAGAGCCCAUCAAGGCAGCUGGCGAGGCAUCGCUGGGCGAGGACAGUGGAAGUCAGAAAGCGGCCUCAUCAUCCUCGCCAGACGAAGCGAAGCAGAUAGGGAUACCAGUCCGUACCAAGGAGUCGCUCAACGAGUUGAUGAUCGAGCGCUACACGCAACGUGAUCAGCUGGCAGCUGCUGCACUGAGCGAUCAUUUGGAGAAGACCAAGGAAUACAUGAAUGAUUUGCGCUUGACCGUACAAGACUACAAAGCACUUCGCACCGAAUACCGACCCUACUUCCCGCCAGCAAAACUUUUCGGAGAAGGCUACAAUGGCUACGGCAACGGCUACACCGAAUUUCAGCAUCCGAGAAUUGUCUACCCAAGCCAGAAGCCCCGCAAAGGUGGCGCGAAGCAGACGCCAGCCCUAAAAUACAAGCGCAAGGACAUGCUGAAGCAGGCCGAGCAGCAUGAGGAGCUUGUUCCGAUACGGUUGGAGGUGGAGUGGGACAAGGUGCGAUUACGAGACACCUUUACCUGGAAUCUGCACGACCGAUUGAUCCACGUGGAGCUGUUUGCGUCGCAGUUGGUGGAAGACAUGGGCCUCAAACCGCCGGCGCUCCAACCAGUCUAUGAGCAGGUUGUCCAGCAAAUGCGUGAGCAGCUCAACGACUUCUACCCCCUUGUGUACUCGGAGGAGGACGCCCUUGACCCGGAGUUACCGUAUUCGGCCUACAAGAAUGAUGAGAUGCGCAUACUCAUCAAGCUGAACAUCACGAUCGGCCAGCAUACCCUCGUGGACCAAUUUGAAUGGGACAUCAACAACCCCCAUAACUCGCCAGAGGAAUUCGCUGCUGCCAUGACCCGAGAUCUCGCCCUGAGUGGUGAGUUCACCACAGCCAUUGCGCACUGCAUCCACGAGCAAUCCCAAUUGUUUGUACGGAGCCUCUACAGUGUAGGGCAUCCCUUUGAUGGGAGGCCUGUGGAAGAUCCGGACCUGGUCAACGCUUUCCUCCAAACGCCUUUACCACAGAUAUUCCGCCCAAUGCAACAAGCCAAAGACUAUGCACCGUACCUUUACGAACUUACCGACGCCGACCUGGACCGAAACGAGACGAUUCUCUCCCGCGAACAGAGGCGCCAAAAGCGCUCUAUCAACCGGCGAGGCGGCCCUCAACUGCCAGAUCUUAAGGAGAGACAAAGGACUAUUCGCACCAUGGUUGUUUCGCAGACAUUACCCGGCGGCGCCCCCAAUGUUGAGGAGAGCAGAUUGUACAAGUCAGCGGCACGGACAAAGAAACGAUAUCCACGUGAUGGAGAGAUAUCCGAUUCGGAAGAAAGCGACGACUCGGCACCUGAAUCGCCAGCACCGACAUCGUUCCUGGCGCAGGGCACGGCUCGUACCAGAGGUAUGCGCGGCGCUGCUUCUGCAGCCGCCCAGCGGAUGGCCAACCUGGGUCGUUCCGAAACACCGGACGCCGGGAGCAUUGCGCACCAUCACGAGACGCGUACCUCACGCCGCUUCAGGGAGGAGACGGAGGAGCCAGCACACUUGUGGGUCACGGUCAAGUUCAACAACCGGCCGAGGUUUCAGCGCGUCCUGCGCGGCGACUAUCGUGACUUGAAGGCGCCGUCAGAACACCAGACACCUGUCCCGCCCCCGAUGCAUACGAGAGCGCCCAGCACGUCGAGCAACUCGAGAUCCAUGCCGCCACCCUCAACACCCACCUCGGCGACGCCUCAACCGUCGACGCCAGCGUACUCUUUCCCGCAAGGUCAGAUUGGCCGCAUUCCCGCUCCGCCCGUGGCGCAAGGCCAGCCUCAACCACCAGCGCCGCCACCGCCAGAGUGGCUCGUCAAAGCUCUAAAGGACCUCCAAAAGGAUUAUCCAGACGACCUCUUUGAAGCUGUCAUGAAGUACUCCUACCUAGAUCCCAUAACCGAGGUGCCUCUGCCGGCAGGACCGCACCCUCCAGGCGUCAAGUAUGCCUGGCUUCCCCGCAUCCGUUGCAAGGACUGUCCGAGCAAGCUGUACACGCCUGGUCCGGACCAGACGGCGCAGAAGUUCGAGGCGCAUCUGAAGUUUUCGAGCCACAGAGCUCUGGUCAAACAACGCAUAGAGGGAUAG